Molecule: messenger RNA, 493 nt
Organism: Tauraco erythrolophus (red-crested turaco)
Lineage: Eukaryota; Metazoa; Chordata; Aves; Musophagiformes; Musophagidae
Source: RefSeq, a predicted model, not a curated record
CCCAGCCCAGGGCUGCAGCCAUCCCUGGUGGGACGUGGCCAUCGGAGAGGGUGCUGAGCGUGUCUCGUCUCUCCGUCUAGGUGAUGUCCACGUUGGAAUGGCUGACCGGAAUGGGCAGCUGGAAGUGGAGGUGAUCCAGGCGAGGGGGCUCAUCCCGAAGAUGGGCUCCAAGUCCAUCCCUGCCACCUACGUGAAGGUUUACCUGUUGGAGAACGGCGUCUGCCUGGCCAAGAAGAAGACCAAGGCCGUGAAGAAAACCUGCGACCCGUCAUACCAGCAGCCUCUGCUCUUCGAGGAGAGUCCCCAGGGCAAAGUCCUGCAGGUGAUCGUCUGGGGAGAUUACGGGCGCAUGGACCACAAGUGCUUCAUGGGGAUGGCCCAGAUCGUCUUGGAGGAGCUCGAUCUCUCCAGCGCGGUCGCCGGCUGGUACAAACUCUUCCCCACCUCCUCGCUGGGCGACUCCAGCAUCGGACCACUCACGAGGGCCAGCUCG